AUGACAAUUCCAGUAAUCGAUGUUAAUAACUAUGAUACCAAAUAUUUGCUCCAAUGUUUGGUAUCUCAUGGAUAUUUAGUCCUUCGAAACUGGCAACUGCUUUCAAACAACAAUUCGCAAAUCACCACCUCUGAUAGUUCGUACUUACAAAUUAACAAUGCCAAACCCCAAUUUGGGACGAUUACCGUGAAUAGAUUGAAUUAUGGAGACCCAAAACAAAUUCAAAAAAGCUCUGAAGGGAUAUUGAACUCGGUAUCUGACUCUAUGGUCUCCCUUAUUUCCAAAUCGUUUGGCUUGAAUUAUGGAUUUUUCGAUCAGUGUUUAUCGGAUCAAUCUUAUGUAAUAUCUUCCAACAACCCAAUAACCAAUUGCAACUUGGUCUCUUUGAUUCAUACAACCGGUGCCAAUUUGAAAUUAUAUACCAGGUAUGAAAAAGAGCCGAUCGAAUUGGGGAGCCAGGAUGAACCAACUUUAAUUCUAUCAGUAGGAAAAAUAUUUGAGAUUAUUACAAAGGGUAUGGUUUUUAACAAUAUUUUAAAAGUUGAGGGCUCAAAUUAUACGGUUUUCCUGAAAUCUUUGAAUUUGGACUUAAAAAUUUCGGAUGUUAUUAAAUUAUCGUCGUCAUUUAUGGAUAACAAACCAGAUAUCAACAAAUUCUUCCUUCAAAGGGUUUGGAAAAUCAAUUAUUUGAAAGAUCCAACAAUUGGGGCAUUCGAAGACAAGAAAUUUUUCAAUAAUGCUAAUACAAAUGUGAAUACGGGAAAGGAGCAUAUGUUUGGGUACUUAAGAAAUCAAAAUUUAUUUUUACAAAUAGAUCCUUUGAUGGAGCUAAACUACGUUGGUUUUGAUACCACUGCUGAUCCUUAUUUGAUCAAUUUCAAAAUGAGCAAGAAAAUCGGGGAUGUUUUCAUCGAUGAGAUCGUUUAUCAUCAAAAAGACACAAAUAAUGAACUUUUCAAUCAAAUCUUUACCCAGUCAUUUAAAGAUUUUGCGAAUUUCCAUGAUAACACUUUAAAGGAGAAAUUGAAAGCAUUGGUCAGAAUUUUUUCAAACUUAGACAAUGUAAUUUAUAUCUAUUUUCUUGAUCAUACAAAUUUGCCUAGCUUGAGCCAGUUUCUUCCAAAUAUGACCAAACUUUUAGGUAAAGAAGUGACGGUUUCGGACAUUUUAAAGAUUAAAUAUUUAUAUCCCCAGAGCUAUGAGCUAUUCAAAGUUGUUUCUAAUAAUGAUAAAACUAAUUUGUUAAUAGGUUUACCUAAAGAACAAUUGCAAGUUACCAACUUUGCUAAAGAAAUCGUGAAAAGAAAAGAAAUCUUUCUGCAAUUAGUGGAUACUUUUGUUUCUCGGGAAGAUUUACACUCUAUUGACGAGAAGAUCAACCAAGUUUAUAAUGAUUUGCCAUUAGCUCCAUCGGAUUUUAAACCAGCGGCUAGUAGUAUUAACAGAAAAUUAAGUAUUUUGAAAGAAUCUGCUCCAAAGAUAACGAAAUUAUCUAAAAUUUCCAAGCAGAAGGCACAACCGAUAAAUGAUAAGAAAUUGUCAUUAAUUGAAAGAAUCAGAUUGAAAGAAGCGCAGAAAAAAAAGUUGUUCGAGAUAGAUGCUCCGCAAGGAAAUGGGACGAAUACAGGCGAAUUGUUGAUGAUUUUUGAGAUUCUUUAUAACUUGAAUACCACCAAUGGCGUUAAAUCUUUCCCAAUAAAGUCAAUAGUUGGUAAAAUUAUUGAUAGUUUAAAGGCCACGAAGUUUAACUUGAUGAGUGGAGAGCACUUGAUGAAGAUUCUUCGAGCUUUCGAUGAGAAAUUGCCAGAUGAAAUUCUCCAGAUUGUGAACUUUGCCAACAAUGGGAAUAUUAUAUUGAAAUACGAUUUUUACAACAAGAGAAAUGAAAUUAUAGAAUUUUUGUCAAAAUAG
Saccharomycopsis crataegensis is the source of this 1911-nucleotide messenger RNA. RefSeq lists its product as uncharacterized. The transcript has a single exon. The record is from RefSeq and is a predicted model, not a curated record. The coding region runs from base 1 to 1911 and encodes 636 amino acids. Lineage: Eukaryota; Fungi; Ascomycota; Saccharomycetes; Ascoideales; Saccharomycopsidaceae.